GAGCCCAGAGACAAGUUGUGGAGAAAUGGAGUCAGACAUGUCACAAGCCUUCCAGGAAGAACUCACCUGCUUCAUCUGCCUCAACUGCCUUACAGACCCAGUCACCAUAAGCUGUGGCCACAGCUUCUGUCAAGCCUGCCUCCACCUUUCUUGGGAAGACAUCCAGCUUCCUGUCCAUUGCCCUAUGUGUAGGGAACCAUCCGAGCAGAAGGACUUCAGAAGCAACACUGUUCUGAAGAAGCUGGUGUCCAUUGCCAGACAAGCCAGCCUCAUGAAGUACCUGAGCUCUGAGGAGCAUAAAUGUGUGACCCACAAGGAGACAAAGAGGAUCUUCUGUGUUGAGAACAGGAGCUACCUCUGUCAACUUGACUCUGACUCCCAUGAGCACAGAGGUCACCAACACGGUCCCAUCGAAGUAGCUGCUGAGGAGCAAAUGGAAAGACUUUUACAGCAAAUGGCAUGUUUGAGGAGUGAGUCAAUGCAGCAGCAGCUGAGCAUGCCCCAGACUCUGAAUCUAGAGCUCAGCUCUCUACCCAUCAGUGGACUGACUGAAAGGUAUAGCCACUUCCUAUUCAAAUUUGUCUUUAAAUUUACAAGCAUAUGCCCUAACAAUGUGAAGCUCUUCAAUGUCAUGAGAAGAUGCAGCUUCAGCCCUCACGGUGAGGAUAGAUCUGUGGAUUCUGCUAGAUCCUAUUUGGCUUCCUGGGGAUCAGACUGCUUCAUCGAAGGGAAAUUUUACUGGGAGGUGGAUUUGAACAAUUCCUCCUUGGACUGGGCUGUGGGGGCCUGUAAGGAUUCCUGGAUAAGCAACAGAAACCAGCUCAUUGAAUCUGAGGGUGCCUUUCUUCUGGUGUGUGUGAAGGAGGGUGAUCAUUACAGUCUCCUCACCACAUGCCCAGUAUUCCAGCACUAUAUAGGGAGACCACUGGGUCGGAUUGGUGUGUUCCUCGAUUGUGAGGAGGGUAGUUUAAGUUUCCUGAAUGUUGCCAAGAGUUCUCUCAUACACAAAUAUGCUCCUGGCACCGUCAAUCCCUCUGUCAGGCCUUUCUUCUCCACUGGCCCCAUGUGA
Molecule: messenger RNA, 1069 nt
Organism: Peromyscus leucopus (white-footed mouse)
Lineage: Eukaryota; Metazoa; Chordata; Mammalia; Rodentia; Cricetidae
Product: tripartite motif-containing protein 43B-like
Exons: 2
Coding region: 26-1069 (347 amino acids)
Molecular function (GO): protein binding; zinc ion binding
Source: RefSeq, a predicted model, not a curated record